Molecule: messenger RNA, 1369 nt
Organism: Mollisia scopiformis
Lineage: Eukaryota; Fungi; Ascomycota; Leotiomycetes; Helotiales; Mollisiaceae
Exons: 2
Coding region: 34-1293 (419 amino acids)
Biological process (GO): regulation of transcription by RNA polymerase II
Molecular function (GO): DNA-binding transcription activator activity, RNA polymerase II-specific; zinc ion binding
Source: RefSeq, a predicted model, not a curated record
GUACCAACUCUUGGCAAAGGGUAAAACAUCACAAUGGCGACGAACAAAACCGAUAAACGAGGACCUACUGGUCAAAAGCGACCACAUCGGAAAUCACGGAGAGGAUGUCAACAAUGCAAGCAAGCAAAAAUCAAGUGUGACGAACAAAAGCCUUCUUGUGGCCAUUGCAGCAGGUUUCAAUCCAAGUGCUCUUUUCUGACCACGACUCCGACACCAUUCUCUGCAUCGGAUUCCUCAUUAAGAUCACCAGAAGCAUCCCCAUCAACACUUAACCAAAGCCACGACACAAGAUGUAGCACCGCCAGUCCAUCAGCAGGAUUGAUCACAGGAAGUGGUAUAGCGCUGGAUGUAAACAACCUAGAGCUUUUGCACCACUACACCACAACGACAAGCAUCACGCUAUCUGCUCGCCCGGAGCUGCAACAGAUAUGGCAACAAGUAGUUCCACGCCUCGCCUUCGCCCACAACUUCCUCCUCCAUGGUAUUCUGGCUUUCUCCGCACUCCACCUUGCUCACUUACAGCCGGAACGUAAAGCUCUCUUAUAUGCCGAGGCUUCCGCUCACCAUGAUCUCGGACUACAUAUGUUCCAAACCGCCAUGACCUGCAUCACUCCCCAGAAUUGCGACGCCUGUUUCGCGUUCUCGUCCAUCAUCGCUGCCUAUGCCUGGGCGUCUUCAAACGAAACUGGCGACCUGUUCUUCUCGGAUCUCUCAACUUCGGAGGUGAAUGUUGAGUGGGUCAGCCUGUUGCGCGGUGUUCAUACCCUUCUCCAAGUAGCCGGAGAAUGGAUGACGAACGGCCCGAUGAGCUUAAUGUUACAAGAUCGACACAUUGACCCAGAAUUAGCCAACGCAGUGGAUUCCGAAGUGAGCGCCAAGUUGAUCGCACUACGCCAACUGUGUUUCUCACCUGGACUGAAUGUCAAGGAUGCGGAAGUUUUGGAAAAGACGCUCAUCUUGUUACAAGAGGCACAUGGGCUGAUAGCAUCAUCCUCUAUUGACCAUGAAAUUGACGCUGUUUUGGUGGUUUACGGAUGGCCGAUUCAAGUACCAGAAGCUUUCUUUACGAUGGUCAAAGAACAGAGGCCGGAAGCGCUCGUUGUGUUGGCGCAUUACUCGUUGUUGCUGAACAAGGUGAAUCAACUUUGGUACAUGAAAGGGAUGAGUAGACGUCUGCUGAAGACUAUUCAUGGGAAACUUGGGAAGGAAUGGGAAAGUUGGAUCACUUGGCCGCUUCAGCUACUCGUUUUAGCGGAGUUUGAGGGUGGAGGAGAUUCUGGUGGAUUGCUUUGAAGCAUAUUUGUUUUAUUUGAAGGUAUAUCAGGUGUGUUAAUCUAGCUCUAAAUUAUGCAACGCAGUUUAUAUGAAC